UUUAUAAGUAUGGAAGAAGGUGAUGUUUUACGUUAAAUCAAAGGCUUUUUAUGCUGAAUUAGGAGCAGUUUUUACUGACAUUUUUUAAACGAUGGAAGAGCAAUCAAGUAGCGAUUUUACAUACGAUAGUUCUGAAUACGAAGAUUCGCAGAGUUUUGACAGUAGUUCUAGUGAUGAGGUACGUUUGACAUGUCCAUUGUGUAUGCUUCAAACACUAAAGACUGGAGAGAAUGCCUGCUACUUAUGUGUAAUCUUUUUUGAAAGCUGUGUAAGAAACUUUUAUGAUCCAAUUUGUUCCGGGAAUACGGGUAACUGUUCUUUCGACGGCAAGUUAAUACGUUGUUACUAUUGUCAAAUUAAUCGUAGUUACGCAGUUGGAUUGACAGUGAUAAGUACUUACGACGAUUUCAGUAAUUACAUUGAUGACAUAAAGUCAAGAAUGUAUGCAAAAUUUCAGAAUAAAAGAAGUGAUGAAAAUAGAAGAUUUCAAUUUAUGUUGAACGAAUUUCCUCGCCUUAAACGUGAUUUUUCUAUUUGGCUUUCUUCGACCCCCGAAUUUCAGAGAUUAAGCGUAAACGUUCAGAUCAUAUCGAAAGACAGGUACCACCUCAGGGGAAUUAUUAUGGAAAUAGUCGAACGAUCGAUGGAGGCGCACAUGGUACUUAAAUUCGAUAAAUUCUAUUGGGAUCCUUGGAUUCACAGCUUCAAUACCAUUACGGAGUUAAUGGGCGGCAUCUUACUUCUGACGCUGAGAUUUAUGCGUCGUCGUUUUUAUAGUGAUGAAUUUUACGGGAUGAAACUGAAAUUAAUUCUGAAAGACUAUGUCGACGUUGACAGUGUAGACGAAGAUGACGUUGCCUCAUACGCGAGGAUGUUAAAUUUGAUAGAAAUAAGUAUGAAAAAAGUGUUAUGCCAAUACAAGCGUCAACAAUGGCUUUCGAAAAUGAAUACUUCGAAUUGAGGGAGACUCCAGUUAAUGUCUACAACGUUUUUGUUGCACUUCCUUAACAUUUUGAUUGUAAUGAAAUUUUUCAGAUUUUUACGUGCUGAUGAUGUUGAUGGCUUUUGUCAACAGAUUGUAACUUUAACUAUUCACUUGUAAUUGUGUGUUUUCAUUUUAUAAGGGAAGAAAACUUUAGCUACCAUCUUCAUAGUCCUUUCUUAUUAAUUGUACUUGACAAACAAGUACAGUAAUGGUUUUAAACUUAUAAUAGGGAGUUGAGUUAUUGUUUUAGCAUUUCUUUCCUCUGUUUGCGUACCAAUGUCAAAAUGUAUUCGGUAAAUA
This is a messenger RNA of Centruroides sculpturatus (bark scorpion), 1285 nucleotides long. RefSeq lists its product as uncharacterized. Lineage: Eukaryota; Metazoa; Arthropoda; Arachnida; Scorpiones; Buthidae. The transcript is spliced from 8 exons. The record is from RefSeq and is a predicted model, not a curated record. Bases 92 to 961 code for a protein of 289 amino acids.